This is a messenger RNA of Colletotrichum phormii, 4913 nucleotides long. RefSeq names its product RNase3 domain-containing protein. Lineage: Eukaryota; Fungi; Ascomycota; Sordariomycetes; Glomerellales; Glomerellaceae. Gene Ontology annotation, molecular function: RNA binding; ribonuclease III activity; DNA binding. Gene Ontology annotation, cellular component: nucleus; cytoplasm; RISC complex. The transcript has 5 exons. Gene Ontology annotation, biological process: siRNA processing. The record is from RefSeq and is a predicted model, not a curated record. The coding region runs from base 227 to 4894 and encodes 1555 amino acids.
CUAAUACUUGCAAACAUCACCCUGCAUUUAAUGAGUGUAAACAGCAGCCUCAAUGAGACAGCUCAUCUCAUCAUAUGAAGCAACCUCGAUGUUGCCAUCUCAAAUUACAGCCGAGUUGCUUACACAGGCAUCACAAUGUGCCUGAGUCGUCAUUAGACAUCUUUCGCGAUGAAGCAACAAUUCGAGGGCAGCUGUUCGCGUCUCAUUUAAAAAAAAACCCAGGGCCAUGGACACUUUUGCUUGCCUCAUGCUGCUUGCCGCAUUAUGCCGGCAACAAUCGGAGGAAACAUAUGAGGACAGCAACCACAAUCAGGAGGAUGAGGAGGAGGAGGAGGAGGAGGAGGAGGAGGAGGAGGAGGAUGAUGAUGAUGAAGAUGACUAUCGCCGCUGGAGCCUGAACCCUGAGAGGCCGCGCAAGAUCUCAGAGAAGAAGCGUCAGGAUCACGCCAAGUUCCAGUCUUGGAUUGAAUCGAACCAAGCCCGGGUGCUAGAGGCAGCCUCGAGGACCAAGGCUCCGACUCAUGGAUCUGUUGCAUACUUGGUGAAGGAAAAUGAGAACCGAAGAAUCAUUCAGACUCCCCGCGAGUAUCAGAUCGAACUUUUCGAAAGAGCGAAGCAGAAGAACAUCAUAGCAGUCCUGGACACCGGUACCGGCAAGACCCUGAUUGCCGCCCUUCUACUUCGUCACAUACUUGAGAAGGAGGUCGAAGACCGCGCACUCGGAAAGCCGAAACGUACUGCUUUCUUUCUGGUUGACAAGGUAUCGCUUGUCUUUCAGCAGCACGCGGUUCUUGAGUGUAACUUGGAGCAUUCUGUGGCCCGCUACUGCGGCGACAUGGUUGACGAAAUGUGGUCAAGCGAGUUCUGGGCCAAACAGUUUGAAGAGAACAUGGUCAUAGUUUGCACUGCGGCGAUAUUGCAGAAAUGCUUGAUGCACUCCUACAUCCGCAUAGACCAGAUCAACCUUCUCAUCUUCGACGAGGCACAUCAUACGAAGAAGAACCAUCCUUACGCGCGAAUCAUCAAGGACUUCUACAUCAAAGAGCCCGACAAAAACAAGAGACCCAAAAUUCUCGGCAUGACUGCGUCUCCGGUUGACGCCCAGACGAACAUGAAGGUCGCCACGGCUCAGCUUGAGUGCCUCCUCCAUAGCGAGAUUGCCACUGUCUCCGAGGAAUCACUAUCUCUGAAUCCUAACAAGCGGAAAAUCACAGAGAGGGAAAUCCACUAUACACCUCUAGCGAGAUCGUCUGAAUCUGAACUUGUGCAGCAAAUACGGGCACUCAUUCGCAGGAACCAGCUCUUUGACAAGGAGCUGCAAUGGACCACCACCGCCAUGGCAGAACUCGGUCCAUGGGUAGCAGAUCGCUUCUGGAAGCUUUACCUUACGGAAAACACUAUCGCACGACUAGCCAACAGAACAGAUAUCAACUACACGGGCUUCGAUGGUAGCGGCAAGCAUACAGCGGCAGUCCAAAAGCUUCGAGAUAUCAUCCAAAGCCACAACUUCAAGCCCCCCACCUUGGACGAUGUAUCCAGCAAGGUUCUUCGUCUUUGGGACGAACUGAAAGUCCGCUUUUCUCAGCCGACUGAUUAUCGGUGCAUCGUCUUUGUGGAGAUGAGGCUCACUGCGGUACUGCUCGCCGAGUUGUUCAAGCAGGAUGGCAUGAACUUGCCGCACCUCAAACCGGCAGCACUUGUUGGUAGUCAGUCCUCUGCAGGUCUCGCCAACAUGUCCUUCAAGGAACAGCUCUUGACCAUCACGAAAUUCAGACGUGGUGAAGUGAACUGCAUCUUCUCUACUCAAGUUGCCGAGGAGGGAAUAGAUAUUCCUGCCUGCAAUGUGGUCAUGCGAUUUGACCUCUACAAGUCCGUCAUUCAGUACAUUCAGUCGAAGGGACGCGCAAGACAACAAGAUUCAGAAUACCUAUCCUUCGUUGAGAUAGGCAAUGGAAGGCAUACCCGAGCGGUAGCGCAGGCUACGUAUGACCAAAGCGUCCUCCGCCGCUUCUGCAGCGCCUUGCCGGAAGACAAGAAGAUCAUGGGGAUGGACGUCAACGCCAGUGUGAUGCAAGGAGAGUUGCACUAUCAGACAUACACAAUCAAGGAGACAGGCGCCAAGCUGACGUGGAUGUCUAGCCUCGAGUCUAGCGAUGAAGUCUUGACACCCGAGUAUGUGGUGACCAACCAGGGACAAUCCUUCGUCGCCGAGGUUCAGCUUCCGGCAAAAUCGCCGAUUCUUAGUAUCACGGGAAUGCCACACAAGAGGAAGCAGGCUGCUCGCUGUUCUGCGGCAUUCGAGAUGUGCAAGGAGUUGAUCAAGAAGAAGUACAUCGAUCUCAACUUGCAGCCGAUCUUCACCAAGAAAUUGCCUGCAAUGCGGAAUGCCCGCCUAGCCAUCAGCGCCAACAAAAGAGCAGAGUACAAGAUGCGCACGAAGCCUGAAAUAUGGUCACGAGUUGGUACCUUUGAUCAACUGUACGUCACGGUAUUGACACUUGGUUCGCCGGACGCCGUUGGCAAAGAGUCGAAGCCAUUACUUCUACUCACGAGAGCGAAAUUGCCUGAUCUUCCUCCUAUACCUCUUUUCUUUGGAAAUGACCAGCAGUCCGAUGCCUUCGCCAUGUCCAUGCCGAACCCAAUCAGCAUUUCUUCAGAAGAUUCAGAGCUUCUGAAGACCUUCACUCUCCGUGUUUUCAAGGACGUAUUCAGCAAGGAGUACGAGGCCACAGUUUCAGACAUGCCUUACUUUCUCGCCCCGACGACUCAGAACCAUCAUGUCGGCAUUCGACAUGCGGCGAACGCAGCUACAUUGGUCGACUGGAACCACCUUCGAACGACCAAGGAUAGAGAAUAUCUGGAUUGGGAUGACAACACCUCAGAAGACUUCUUCAAAGACAAGCUCGUGAUAGAUCCUUACGCGGGAUCCCGCAAGUUACGCUUGAGAGGGGUCCGCAGAGACCUGAAGCCAAUGGAUCCCGUGCCCGAUGGCGUACCGGACCCUGGUCACAGGCCUUGGCGUGAUUCGGCUGUGGAGAAGAACAUCAAGGAGUACAGUGUGAGUCUCUGGAUGAAGAGCCGCCUGAAGCGAACAUGGCGCGAUACACAGCCUGUGGUCGAGGCUGAAGUGAUCUCAUUGAGACGCAACAUUCUGGACGACUUCGUUGAGGCCACAAAUGAAGACUCCAAGGUCUGCUACGUGAUAUUGGAGCCCUUGAGGAUCUCGACUCUGCCCAUGGAGACAAUCGUCAUGGCUUUCACAUUUCCCGCCAUCAUUCAUCGAAUGGACCAGGUCAUGGUUGCCCUGGACUUGUGCGAGUUGCUCAACCUCGACAUCCGGCCUGACUUGGCCCUCGAAGCCGUCACCAAAGACUCCGACAACAGUCAUGAGCAUGACGCGGAAAAGAUCAACUUCCAAAGUGGAAUGGGCAACAAUUACGAGCGCCUGGAGUUCAUUGGCGAUACUUGUUUGAAGAUGGCUACCACCAUUGCCCUCUUUACCAAUAAUCCAGACAACAAUGAGUUCCAGUACCAUGUCGAGCGGAUGUUGUUGAUCAGCAACCGAAACCUCCUCAACAAGGCUAUCGACCGGCAUCUACAGGAAUACGUGCGAUCAAAAUCAUUCAACCGUCGCAGCUGGUACCCUCAGGGCCUCCGCCUUAUCCGAGGCAAGGAAGGCACCGUUGAUUCCAACCACGCUCUCGCGGACAAGUCCAUCGCCGAUGUUUGCGAGGCCUUGAUUGGCGCCGCGUACCUCACAUUCAGCAACUCGAACAACUUCGACAUGGCCAUCCGGGCUGUCAGCGCCAUGGUGAAUGACAAGAACCAUCGCAUGACUUCGUGGACAGACUACUAUGCUGGGUACAAGCCCCCGUCGUGGCAGACUGACCCUGCCUCUCCAAUGUACCGUGAGGUGGCUCGGCAGAUCGAGAAGAAGAUGGGCUACGAUUUCAAGUCGCCUGCGCUGCUACGAAGUGCUUUCAAGCAUCCGUCCUGCCCUCACAAUGAGUGCUCUCUGCCCAACUACCAGCGUCUCGAGUUCCUCGGCGAUGCCCUGCUCGACAUGGCGUGCGUUGACUUUCUCUACCACAAGUUCCCCAGCGCCGACCCCGAGUGGCUCACACGCCACAAGAGCACCAUGGUCAGCAAUCGCUUCCUGGCCUGUCUCUGCGUGAAGUUGGGUCUUCAUAGGCACAUUUUGACUGCCCAGGCGUCGUUGCUGAACCAAACGCAAGAAUUCGUCGCCUCGCUCAAGUUUGCCGAAGAGAGUGCUAGAGAGGAGGCUCUGAUGGAAGAAGUUCACAUCGGAGCUCCCGCUGACGGAGAGAAGGGACAGGAAGCAAUGGCUAAGACCACAGAGCACACCGCCACCGCCGCCCCGGUGAGCUACUGGCAACACGUAGAAGACGCGCCCAAAUACCUCUCGGAUAUGAUGGAGGCGUACAUUGGCGCUGUCUUCGUCGACUCGGGCUACGACUACGGCCAAGUCCGCGCCUUUUUCGAAGCCCACGUCCGGCCCUUCUUCACAGACAUGUCCCUCUACAGCGACUACGCCCUUAAUCACCCCGUCACCAACGUCUCGCACAUGCUCCGCAAUGAUUUCGGCUGCGACGCAUGGCGCCUCAUGACCAACGAGGUCGUGCCGCCCAUCGAGGCCGGCGCCGGCGUCAUCACCGAGACGCAGGUGCUCUGCGGCAUCAUGAUCCAUGGGCAGGUGUACUUCCACGCCACGGCUGCGAGCGGACGGUAUGCCAAGGUUGCGGUGGCCAAGAUGGCCAUUGAGAAGUUUUCAGAUAUGGAUAAGGAGGCGUUUAGGAAGGAGUUUGCGUGUGAUUGCCAGGGCGUGGAGGGAGAGGGCGAGUGUGGCACUGCUGACCAUGGUGCUGCUGCUUGAGAGAGAGAGAGAGAGAGAG